Molecule: messenger RNA, 3141 nt
Organism: Eruca vesicaria subsp. sativa (arugula)
Lineage: Eukaryota; Viridiplantae; Streptophyta; Magnoliopsida; Brassicales; Brassicaceae
Source: the annotation of a GenBank genome assembly
AUGGCAGGGAACGAUUGGGUGAACAGUUACUUGGAAGCGAUUCUCGACGUUGGUCAGCCACUCGACGAUGCUCGGCCUUCGCUUCUUCUUAGAGAGAGAGGUAGGUUCACUCCAAGCCGUUACUUCGUUGAGGAAGUUAUUACUGGGUACGAUGAGACUGAUCUUCACAAGUCAUGGGCCAAGGCUGUUGCUACGAGGAGUACACAAGAGAGGAACACAAGGUUGGAGAAUAUGUGUUGGAGAAUUUGGAAUCUUGCUCGUCAAAAGAAACAGCAUGAGGAAAAAGAAGCACAGAGGCUUGCUAAGCGCCGUCUUGAGCGUGAGAGAGGUCGCAGGGAGGCAACAGAUGAUCUGUCCGAAGAUUUUUCAGAGGGAGAGAAAGGAGAUAGCCUCAGUGAAUUAUCAACUCAUGGAACCAAAAGCAGGUUGCCUAGGAUUAAUUCUGCUGAGUCCAUGGAGAUAUGGGCAAAUCAACAAAAGGGAAACAAGCUAUAUCUUGUUUUAAUAAGUCUUCAUGGUCUCAUACGUGGUGAAAACAUGGAGCUUGGACGUGAUUCUGAUACUGGUGGCCAGGUUAAAUACGUUGUGGAGCUUGCACGCGCUUUGGCAUCAAUGCCAGGAGUCUAUAGAGUUGACUUACUUACAAGACAAGUCUCUUCACCAGACGUUGACUACAGUUACGGCGAACCAACCGAAAUGCUAACUCCACGAGAUUCUGAAAACAUCUCAGAUGAGAUGGGAGAGAGUAGCGGCGCUUACAUAGUGAGAAUACCAUUUGGUCCAAAGGACAAGUACAUUCCAAAAGAGCUUCUAUGGCCACACGUUGCCGAGUUUGUAGAUGGUGCAAUGAACCACAUCAUUCAAAUGUCCAAAGUUCUCGGUGAACAAGUUGGUAGUAGUGGAAAGAAGCCUAUUUGGCCUUGUGCCAUACAUGGACACUAUGCUGAUGCUGGUGACGCAGCUGCUUUGCUAUCAGGUGCACUUAAUGUGCCUAUGAUUCUCACUGGCCAUUCACUUGGUAGAGAUAAAUUGGAGCAGCUUUUGAAGCAAGGCCGUCUUUCGAAAGAGGAGAUAAACUCGACUUAUAAAAUUAUGCGUCGGAUAGAAGGUGAGGAGUUAUCUCUUGACGUUGCUGAGAUGGUGAUUACUAGUACAAGGCAGGAGAUAGAUGAGCAGUGGAGGUUGUAUGAUGGUUUUGACCCUAUUUUGGAGCGUAAGUUGAGGGCUAGGAUCAAGCGGAAUGUGAGUUGUUAUGGACGGUUCAUGCCUCGCAUGGUUAAAAUUCCACCGGGGAUGGAGUUUAAUCAUAUUAUCCCACAUGAUGGUGAGAUGGAAGAUGCAGAUGGGAGUGAGGAGCAUCCAACUUCUAGAGAUCCACCAAUAUGGGCUGAGAUAAUGCGAUUCUUUUCAAAUUCUCGAAAGCCUAUGAUACUUGCACUUGCGAGGCCUGACCCCAAAAAGAACAUCACGACUUUAGUGAAGGCAUUUGGAGAAUGUCGCCCACUGAGAGAGCUUGCUAAUUUGGCACUUAUUAUGGGUAACCGUGAUGGGAUUGAUGAAAUGUCGAGCACCAGUUCUUCUGUCCUCCUUUCUAUUCUGAAGCUUGUUGACAAGUAUGAUCUGUACGGUCAUGUUGCAUACCCUAAACAUCACAAACAGUCAGAUGUUCCAGACAUAUAUCGCCUAGCUGCAAAGUCUAAGGGUGUUUUCAUCAAUCCAGCUUUCAUUGAACCAUUUGGACUUACUCUCAUUGAGGCUGCAGCCUAUGGUUUGCCAAUGGUUGCUACAAAAAAUGGUGGUCCUGUAGAUAUACACCGGAUUCUGGACAAUGGUCUCCUUGUGGAUCCUCAUGAUCAGCAAUCUCUUUCCGAAGCUCUUCUUAAGCUUGUUGCUGAUAAGCACCUAUGGGCAAAGUGUCGUCAAAACGGGUUAAAGAACAUUCAUCAAUUCUCUUGGCCAGAGCAUUGCAAAACUUACCUAUCUCGCAUAACCAGCUUCAAACCAAGACAUCCUCAAUGGCAAAGCGACGAUGAUGAUGGUGAUGCUGAUGGUGAUAACUCAGAACCCGAGUCACCCGGUGAUUCCUUCAGAGACAUAUCCUUGAACUUGAGGUUUUCAUUUGACGGUGGAAGUGGUAACGACAGCUCCAUGAAUCAAGAAGUGAGCUCCAUGGACAGGAAGAGCAAAAUCGAAGCUGCUGUCCUAAACUGGUCUAAAGGCAAAGACAGCCGCAAAAUGGGAUCACUGGAGAGGUCAGAGGUUAGCUCUGGAAAGUUCCCUGUGGUUCGAAGAAGGAAGUUUAUUGUUGUCAUUGCUCUUGACUUUGAUGGUGAAAAAGACACACUUCCAGCUACAAGAAAGAUUCUAGAGUCUGUUGAAAAGGAAAGAGCUGAUGGAUCCGUUGGUUUCAUAUUGUCAACAUCUUUAAAAAUCUCUGAGAUAACAUCUUUCUUGGUGUCAGGAGGGUUAAACCCUAAUGAUUUUGACGCUUUCAUAUGCAACAGCGGGAGUGAUCUUUACUACUCAUCUCUCGACUCUGAAGAUGGUCCUUUUGUUGUUGACUUUUACUACCAUUCCCAUGUAGAGUAUCGUUGGGGUGGUGAAGGGCUGAGGAAGACUUUGAUCCGUUGGGCGUCUUCAGUUAAUGAGAAAGGAUCUGAAAAUGAUGAGCAGAUUGUCACUCUUGCUGAACAUCUCUCAACUGACUACUGCUACACUUUUUCUGUCAAAAAUCCUGCAGCUGUACCUCCAGUGAGAGAGCUCCGGAAGCUGCUGAGAAUCCAGGCAUUGCGUUGUCAUGUAGUCUAUAGUCAGAAUGGCACCAGAAUAAACGUGAUACCGGUGCUGGCCUCUCGUAUACAAGCCCUAAGGUACUUGUUUGUUCGGUGGGGGAUUGACUUGGCGAAGAUGGUUGUGUUCGUGGGAGAAUCAGGUGACACUGACUACGAAGGAUUGCUCGGAGGGCUUCACAAGAGCGUUGUACUAGAAGGUGUAUCUUGCAGCGCAAGUAACGCUUUGCACAGUAACAGGAGCUAUCCACUCACUGAUGUGAUCUCCUUGGAGAGCAACAACGUGGUUCACGUACCCUUGGAUUCAGAUGUUCGUGAUGCACUGAAGAAACUAGAGCUUCUCGAAGACUAA